AUGUCGAGCCUGCUACUCCGCAUCCGCGAGGAGGUAGACGGGGGAGGGGGCGGAAGCGGCGGCGGUAUGACCCUACCACUCGUCCUGGCCAUCGCCAUAGGAGGCGGCGUUCUCCUCUUCAUAUGCCUCGCCUUCUUCCUCAUCGCCCUAGCAGGCCGCCGCCACCGAGCCCGCGCCCGAGCCCGAUCAACGACGCCCAGAACAAGACUCGACCUCGACUCGGAUGGCGGCUCCAUCCGCACGCCCAGCCCGCGCCCGCGGCGCCUCACCAAGCCGAAGCCGGGCGAGCCGUACGCGGACAUGGUCGAGGUCCAGGGGAAGAAGCAACCUCCCCACCGCUCGCUCUCGUCCAUCAUCAGCGUGCCCAGGAGCAAGAGCUGGAGCGUCUUCAGCAGCACGCCUUCGGAAGGUGCUGGCGGGCAGCAGCGUGGAGGACACCUGAGGAGGAACAAUAGCUGGAUCGACGAGGAUGCGAUUCACGGGCCCAGGGUGCAGAGUGAUGGUCGGCGGCUGAGUAUCCGCGACAGCUUCAUCCUACGCACGCCGACGUUACCGGAUCUAUUUGGGCACAAGGGUGAGGGGGAUGGACAUUUCGACGACGACGACUUUGUGAAUUACUCCAUUGAACAGCCUCGGCCGGCCAGCAUGCCGGCACAGCGCAGCCAGCCUUUGCGGAUGCCGUUGCCGAGGACGGCAUCGUACGAGUUGGCCGAGAAGCUGGCGGCUGCUGCGAGGGGCGGACCUCCCGUACUUCCAACCUCACAGGGACCGGUACCUCGGCCGGUGCCAUUGCAGCGACUGCGGCACAAGACGACGGAGUCGGAUCUGGCUGAGAUUUUGCGUUCCACGGAAGAGAGAUUGCAGCUCGGUACACCAACAAACAGCCGGCCAGCUACACGACAAAGGGCUGCAUCGGCAUCAGCUGGGUCCAGCGUCAAGACCCCGCGGGGGUCGCCGACAAAGUCGCAGUCUCCCAUUAAGGCCCAAUCACCGAUCAAGAUCCCGUCACCAGUCAAGAAUCAGUCGCCCGUCCGGUCACGAUCUCCGGCAAAGACUCAGGUAUUGUCGCACGUUGGCCAGGCGUUGGACCUUGACGCCCAACGAGCUCGAACACCCAGCCCAUCGAAGCGAAUGGUUAUCCCAAUGCUUGUCCAGACUCCAAACCACCACAACAGGAACACUUCGCAAUCUUCGGCCGUCUCAGAUGCGGACAGUUUGUUUGGCGAAACGACCCCGGAAGUUGAACACAUCUUGCCAACAGGACUGUCGAGCCCCAGUAGAAGAUCCGAGCACGAGUCCCCGACCAAGCCCACCAACAACGGCGAAUCGAUAGAAUCUCCUGGCAGCGAUGCCUCAUCGUCUCUGUCAACCUUGUAUAGCGUUAACGAACCCGAAGAUGACAGCAAGACCGGCGGUACUGGACACGUAGACAGCACCCCCCGCGGCAGGAAACCCAGGAGCCUUGUCAUCGAUACUCAAAUAUGUGACCCUUUCAUCACACCAGGCCCGCCAGAAGUGCCUCCAAGGAGCCCUAGACGCCAGUCUUCCAGCUUACCGCCCCUCCGACGCAUGACGCCGCCCGAAGAGGAAAUCCUGAACCGAACACCUACGAAGGUGACACCUGUUGCCAACUCUCCUAUACCGAGGCCGUUAGACGUCAUCAAGCGUAGUAGCACGGCCGACCAGCUCCAGACACGGUACUCCAUCAUGAUGCAACCAUCCGACCUGGCAGCAUCGCCCGAGACCAUUCGCCCAAAGAGCGUCAUGUCGAUGAAGCCCGUCUUCCUCGUCUCAAGUAACAGCGUUCCGGCCAGCGAUGCCGAAUAA
Molecule: messenger RNA, 1827 nt
Organism: Colletotrichum scovillei
Lineage: Eukaryota; Fungi; Ascomycota; Sordariomycetes; Glomerellales; Glomerellaceae
Exons: 2
Coding region: 1-1827 (608 amino acids)
Source: RefSeq, a predicted model, not a curated record